AUGAGCGUAGCUACGCACCACGUGUACAGCGUACGUACAGGACGUACAUACCAGGGUGCUGUAAAACACUGUACAUACAUAGCGUAUGUACGCUGUAUGACGUCACCCGCAUUUGAAUACUAAUUACUUCUGAUGGUGAAUGUGGGGGUUACCUACUGCUAGCACAGGUCCUAAUGAUGAGCCCAUAGAAACGCCAUCGUUUUGGACAUACAUUUACUCGUCAAAAGUAAAGGCAGUUUUGUUGCAACUAUCCAAAAACACUGGACUUAAAGCUAGUAAAGAACUACAACUGAGGGGAGGAAAAAUAAUUGCAAUCAUAAAAAAUGUUAUCUGAACAACAUUUUUCAUGAAGGCAAAGGGCACUUUGCCACCAGAGAGAGGACACUUUUUGUGUUUUCUGAAAACUUGGGUGCCUUGCCCCCCCCCCCCAUUCCUACGCCCCUGGGUAGAUAUUUUUAACAUACUGAAGUUGACGAAAUUUUCUAGUUGGUACAUUGUGCGCAUAUUCAUAUAAUUAUAAAUAAAGUUUUUUGGGGAAUGCUGACUGUGAAGAAGUUUAUUAUCAUGUUGGUAUAUGAACUAUACGCGUAUAAUUUUGUCACAUAUCGCCUAUAAGGUGUUUUAUUUUUCAUUUUUUCAUUUUUUUUUAGUGUGGAUGCUCUCGAAAAAGUGUACUGUUGCUUACUGAAAACUCAUUUUGUUGCACCCAGACAACUGACCACAGUCACUAGCGUCACUAAGGCUUUAAUAGAUAAUGCCACCGCUGGUAGUAUGGAUUAUAUGACUGAUGGUAUGUCAAUUAGUGGUGAUAAUGCAUUCAAAGACCUGCUGUCCAAGGUCGUCCGCACUACGAUAAAAUUACAAAAUGAGUUGAGGGUUAUGUAUCUUCCCACUGCUCAACGAUGUCAUUAUGUGUUCACUUUGACUGACUUGACAAUGGUGUUUCGGUAAGUUCCACAUAUUAUCUUGAACGGUAUCGAUUGCGGUAACACGCGUUUUUUUUGCACUUAUUGAUGGAUUUUGUAGAGUGUUUUGAGGUUUUUUGUCUUGCUAAAUAUGCAAGUAAGAAGCGAACUGCAGCUGAUAUAUAGAAUUUAGAUUGAAGCAUUUCCUGAGAUUUUUGUGGCUGUAUAUAUAUAUAUAUAUAUAUAUAUAUAUAUAUAUAUAUAUAUAUAUAUAUAUAUAUAUAUAUAUAUAUAUAUAUAUAUAUAUAUAUAUAUAUUAUAGCUUUGGUAUAUUUGUCAUGUAUUAAAUUACAAUUAGAUAUUAUAGAAUAUCUCCUGUCUCCAAACCGCGUGAAAUAGAACUGCUUAUCUUCUUAAGCUUCCAUUCUUGCUUUUAUUCCCUCAUCGUCCGAUUAGGCAUGAUCAUGCAUGACGAUGUCCUUCGCCAUAUGACAACAGAUUCCUUUAUUGCACCUUACGCUUAGCUUCAUAAUCGUUUCCACGAAAAAUCCACAAUAUUGUCGCUGGAGCUUAUUUAAAAACUGUACACGAUCGGUGGCAUCUAGCUUCCAGUCGGAAGCAUGAUCGAAAGCUUCGAAACUCGUCUUGGAAAUUGCAAGACCUUCCGUGUUCUAGGGAAAUUUUGUCCUAUAACAGAUACUUCUUCCAUUUCAGGAACUUGUGCCUUUCACUUCGACAAAGCUGCCCAAUCAAAGACUUGUUGUUGCUAUGGAGACAUGAGUGCGACUGGGUUUAUAAUAGACGAUUGGUCGAUUCUGUGGAUCGUGAGCGUUAUCAACAGACAUUUGUUAACACAGUCAAAAAAGAAUUUUCAUCGUCUGAGCAGGUAUGUUGAAUGGAAUGGUUCAGUGUCCAGGUCAUGCCCUGCGGACUCAAUUUCCUGAAGAAAGUGUACGGGUUAGGAGGAUUUCGAAUUAAAUCACAACCAAAUUUAAGCAAUAUGGUUAGCUAAAGAGGACAAACGCCUGCUGAAUAAUCCUUUCAAAAAGGCGGAAGCAUGCAGUAAUAUUCACUAUACAACUGUCUGGAAGAACGUGUAUUUGUAUAUAAUUUGCUUGAAGUUACAUAUGCUUGCAUUCUCCUUGAAGUAUUUCAUGGUUUACCACAUAAUUAUCCACUUUCAUUUCUAACUGAAUGAUACGUUAUAAUAUGCACCUAAUUGACAUAAAUCUAGUAAAUGUAAAUUUUGAUAUAUUUUAAUUAUGAUCAGUGUCAUCAUCCCUUGCACUGCUGUGCUCGUUCUUUGUAGUUUUGCAUGGCGAUUAAUAUCAAUUGAUUUCUUCUUUGUGGAGAACAGCAAACUGCGUUCGAAAAAACCCAUCGCGUUUUAAUGUUCUUCGUCACUGUUGUCGGUCAUAACUAUUGAUUAAUAUUAAUAUUAUAAGACAAAAAUAUCUCGUUUUAUGUAACGAUGGUACAUAUUGCAGCCAGAAUUAUGCGGUUUUUCUCCCGACUAUAUCGACACUUUUUCCCGAUAAUCGAAUAUUACUCAGCCGGCUCGUGCCGCCUUUCUUGAAUAUCUUUCGUCGCUCGCGUGUUUGUGGCCUAGUUUGUUCCCGCCUACGAAACAUAUGUGGAGGAAGUAGCAAAACUUUGAUCAAAGCUUUCGUUUGUCAACUUUCGUUAAAACCCCAUUCCAACGAGUCCAACAUCGUCCAACAUUAAUAUUAUUGGUCCAACGAUGUUGGAUGACAUUGGAGAAUGUUGUGUAUAAGCGUGUUAAGUGAUCACGUGCGUAAUCGUCAAAAUUAAUGCUAUAAUGACCACUUGUCGCGUAUAAUCUUCAAAUGCUAAUGAUCACGAGUAAUAAUCGUCAAAUGCUAAUGAUCACGAGUAAUUGUCAAAUGUUGCAGAAUGUUGUAUGAAAUUUUUAAAGAAAGCCAAACCCGAUCCAACAUAUCUUCCAACAUUACCAAACAUAGUUCAAACGAAGCCACCAUGUUGCAUCCAACAAUUUUGGAUGGUGCUGGAGCAUGCAACAUAUUGGUCUCGUUCCAACGGGCCUUUAACUGUCAUGCUCAUUCAAACAUACCAUAUGUGACCCAAUGCUUGAACGCAUCGUUCUUGCUUUGAGGUGACCAAAACCUUGGCCAACGUUCGAUAUAUGUUUCUAAUUACUCGUUUCAAAUACUGUAACAUUCUGUAAAAUUACGUUUAGGUUCAAAUCAUGUUAAGUGAUGAUGUGUUGUUCACCAACUUGGUGGAAGUGGAAGAGAGUGGUAUGGCUGGGCCUGGGGAGAGUACUACAGGAGGUUGUGAUGAGAACGUCCAACUUGCAUAUCGACCACUAUAUGACGUUAAAAAGGUACGUUAAUAUUUUUAGUUCAAUUUAUCAGCACAAACAUAACAUUUCUAACAGCUCUAUACUAUAUGGGAAUUUUCAAAAAUUUAGUGGGGAUUGAAUUAGACUCGUUAUCUUUCAUCCUCACAGUCGUUUGAUUUGAGUCAUGUAACAGAAGUAAAAACCUAUAAUGCUCUUAUAGUAUCAAUAUUUGAAAAUGAGGUAUAUUAAGCGAAGCUGAAAGUUGGCUGAACUGAAGUUUCCCGUUUUGAAAUUGCUUACUUUUUUUACUAUUUUUUUAUUUUAUUAAAAUAGUAUGUGGGUCCCUUACUACUUCACUUACCUGACCAGAACAUUUCCCUAAACUUAACAUGAUUUCGCCUUUUUAGGUUAAAGCGGUGUUGAGUCAUGGUAUUGCCGAAUAUAAUAAAGACUUUCCAAAAAUCAAGUUGGCUUUGUACGAUGUAAGUUGUACGCACCUAUAUAGUUGCAUUUCCUUACUGAAACAAGCCUAAAACAGGGCAUAAAAAUCAAGAACAAUCUAUAUAGCUCAAUACAAGCUCGAAAUCUUAGGACCCGUUUACACUUGCAAUUUUUGCUGCGAUUUCUGGUGCGAUUUUCUUCUUCUGAUGCAUGUGAACGAGUAGAUGAAUUGUGAAUAUUCUGAGUAUAUUUAUCAUUAUCAGUCGUCAUCUGAACAUUCAUAGCUUAUCCACUUGUUUACAUCCAUCAGAAGAAGAAAAUUGCACCUAAAAUCGAAGCGAAAAUUACAAGUGUAAACGGGCCUUUAGUCCUUUAAGUAUAGGUAAUCAUGCGAUGGCGAGUACAAUUAGGGAUUAAUAGUACGAGUGAUGUUUGGAAAUUUUGCCAAAAUUGGACGAGCCGCCGGGGCGAGUCCAAUUUGACAAAUUUCCAAACAUCACGAGUACUAUUAAUUCAUAAUUGUACGAGCAACAUCGCAUGAUUACUUGUUUAUUAUUAGCAUGACAAAAUUGGAUACUUCUCAAUGUUAACAUCAUAUAUUCUCUCGCCAAAGCCCAUUCCUGCCAGACUUUCAACCAAAAUUUGGUGCUUUUGUCCGUAUUUUUCAUUUAGUUCUUUUGUUAAAGCAAAAUGUGGUGCUUUUGUUCGUAUUUUCAUCUAGUUCCUCUAUGGCAUUUCAUUUCACGCUUGUGUUUAAAAUACCUUUCCGCCAUUUUGUUUGUUUUGAAAAAAUCAUUAAUUGUACUGCAGUACAAUUAAUGAAAUAAUUGUACUCCUCUCAACCAAUCAGCAUCCAGUAAUUUUGUCAUGCUAAUAAUAAACUCUGUUAGCGUACUAGAUAACUUAAUUUACAGCCUACCUAUUCAGCUGACAAUCAAAUGCUCCAGAAAUUAUUGUGCGGUUGCCCCCCUCCCCAGCCCUGAUUGCAAAUGUUGGGCACACCAAUUUGAAAUCAUUUUCAGUCCAAAUGGAUCAUUUUGAGAAUAACCGUUCGAUACAAUCCGGCUUAGCAACGAUCUUUUCCUCAACCAACUUUAACAAUACCAUGAGUCGUAUGAGUUGAUAGUUUAUACGAUGAGAGCGAGUAGUGAUAUUCUUUUGUCAAACAGACGUUCACAGUAUUCAUAGAAUCACUAGUUUAGCAUUAUUUUGACACUUUGUUCAGCAAUCACCCAUGUUGCAACUUAGCCAAACUCUUUUAGAAUGUAUAUUUGAAAAAUACAUUCUAAAAGUGUUUUGCUAAGUUGCAACACGGAAUUUUGUAUGUUUUAAUUCGUUCAAAAACUUUAUGACUUUAUUAUUCUUUAUGACAUUAAAGCUAAAUGUCUCAACCACGAAAACGAGACUUUUUAUCCAAGGUGACGUACUUUCCAGAAAUGUGUAGUAUUUUGGAACAACAUUGAUGACAACUUGAGAUUUAUAUGUAUCUUUAGUUUCUUACUAAAAACGAGUACUUCUUUUCCCAAAGAGCUCAUGAAAAUAUUUUCACUCUUUUGUCCAUAAUGGAAAGUUGAAUGUUGUUCCAUCAUUUGAACGUUUUUCCAAUAAACUUAGAGAAGCAUAAUAUCCAUUGUAUAUUGUAUGAAACAAACAAAUUGUGAUUCCAAGUACCCGUGUCUGAAAAAUUGUACCGAAGAUUGUACUAAAAUUCUAUUUUCUUUCUGUUUAGGACACGAUAGAAGCAAUUUGUAGACUAGUUCGGGUGAUUCAAUCACCACAUGAAUGCAGUCAUGCUCUGAUUGUCUCUGAGGGUUCACCUGGUGCUACAUCAAGUAUAGUGAAACUGGCCGCGCAUCUUUGCGGCUUUUCACUCUGUCAAAUCAACGCAUCCAGUAUGGCAGGAACUGCAUAUUCAAUGUCAAACUUCAGAAAUUAUCUCGUUAAUGCAUAUAGAAGAGCAGGUGUCAAGGUACAACUUCUUCCAUGUUGCGUAUUUGCUGUCAAUUAGUAGACCUUGUCAUGUGCAAACGCAAUAAGUUCCUGAUCCUCUGAGUUCAUACCUACUAUAUACUACAGCAUAAAACCCUGACUAACAAAGUGUGGUCAAAGCAAUUGGAAAAAGAGAUAUGUUCAACGUUUGUAGUUUAAUCGGGAACAUUUAGACGAAAAGUGCAACAUUUGUUAUUUUAACCUGCAACCUUGCCAUCCUGUUCGACACUUAAAAUACGAAAGAACUAUUUUUUGGUAACGUGGGGAUAUUUCACUGCCACAUAUUUGGGCAUCACACGGUAUUUAAUGAGAUUUUCGAAUAUAAUAGAUAUUUAUGACAACCCAUUAUUACAUGGUGUGAUAUGGCACUAUAUGAGCUAUUAAAGUGCCUAUAUCACUUGUGGGACCUUUAUGGAUUUGAAAAGAGCGUAAAAAGUAGUUAAUAAGUUCAAAAGAUUUUUUUGAUUAAGUGCAAUAAUUUCGAAGAUACGGGCCUCUAAACUACCUGCAGUUCCUGAGUCCCAGGCUCCUAUGCACAAUGGACAGUUUGGGAAAAGGCCAUAUUCAAUAGAAAUGUUUAGAGUCCAGGAGGCUGGGACUCAGGAACAGUCCGUUGUUUAGAGGCCUGUAUCCUCUAAACUAUUGCACUAAAUCAAAAAAAUCUUUUGAACUUAUUAACUAACUUUUUACGCUCUUUUCAAAUCCAUAAAGGUCCCACAAGUGAUAUGAGCACUUUAAAUAUCUCAUAAACGGCCGGUUAUUCAAAUGCCGGUUAUCGAAAAAUGGCGAAAAAGUAAACAUUCCAACCGCUUGUUUAUAAACAAGGAAGUAUUUUUAGACAUAUCUUGUCUGGAUCGACAGAAGUUUUAUUUCCCGAAAUUUUGAAGUAAACAGACAAGCAGAAAUGCACAAACCAAAACAGCGGGUUAAAUUUUAACCCAGGGUUAGCAAUAUUCGAGCUUUGAACAACCGGUCCUUAAUUACCAAGAUUUUGCAAAUCAUAUUAACAGAAUAACAAAAGAAUGGGGGUAAAUUAUUGUAUACUAAAUUCUUCGUCUAUAGCCUCUAUUUUAUAUGUUUGAUUCGUUUGAAAUCUCUUUAUUUCAUUAAUUUUAGCGAGAAAAGCUUUUGUUGUUGCUGGGCGAGAACGACCUGGUAAACAAAGACAUGAUGGUAUAUAUAAGUGAAUUUCUUGUGUCCUCCUCUAUUGCGCACUUAUUCUCUGAAGAAGAGCGUACGUCGGCAAUAAACUCAGUAAGAUCAGACGUCACACAGGCUGGAUUAACAUACACCAAGGAUGUAGCAUGGAGUUUCUUCUUACGGUAAAACAUUAUUUGUUUUUUUCUUUCUGCUUAUUAGAAUAUUGCCGUCGGUUAAAUGGACAGGUUGCCAAAGUUCUGAAAGUUAUACUGUAAUGGCAAUUUUGUUACACAUUUUCGUAUAGUUUAAACAUCGGUGAAUACAAUAAGUGCAAAACUAGUGCUAUUUAUAAGCUGUUAAUGCGACUUUUCAAACCGAUUUUGCAAAAAGUUAAAAUAGGUUUUAGUUUUCAUGCAGCUUGCCGACUUGCCAGCUUGAACUUUAAGACUUUAAGAUGAAUUGAAGACGUCUGUAGGUUGGAGAGGCACUUCAUCUUAGGGGCACUUCUUCUAUUAGAAAAGUGCAUUACUGUAUUCCCAUUGUUUAGGCUUAGGAAAAGGACACAUUGAGGGAAACUUGGGGCCACAUUCCCCAAUGUGGGUCCGGUUCGUACGACCUACGACUAUAUACUAUGUUACGUCAUGAUUAUUGCGUAAACUCUCCACCAAUUUUGGACUAAUUCCUGGAUAUAUAUUAAGAAUUAAGAAAAAGACAUAUCGAUAGUCCGUAUACACGCACUUAGAAUAAAAGGUUGAACUUUUCAGAAUCUGGACUAUUAGGUUGCUACGGCAUACGAAUAGAAGAGUUCUCCAAUAAUAUGCUAAUUUAUGAACUGUAAUUAUAUAAAUUAGGGAACUUAAAUUUAUUUCAAUUUUCAGGACUGUAAAGGAGAACUUGAGAAUGAUUCUCUCUGUUUCAUCGCCUGGAUCAAAGUUUCAACAGAGAUGUAGAGAUUUUCCCGGACUAAUUAAUGCCAUUUCCAUCAUGUUCUUCCCUCAUUGGUCAAGAGAAAAUUUGGUAUCACGGGCAAGUUACUUGUUGCGAGGUAAAUCUUCCAUGUAGUAUCCAUGGCAGCAUGCAUUGGUCUAAAGUCACAACUUCUUUUACAAUCAAAAUACAAGAACCUUCUCACAUCCGCUUCUGUAAUCUGUUGCAAUUCUCUGUAAAUUGUUCUGUUUUUCUGUAGCGCGGUUCCCAAAUUAUGAGCAAAUAUGGCGACAAAAUUUAAUUUUCUUUUACAUGAUAAUUUUUUUACAUGAUAAUUUGCAGGCUCCAUUUUUCAUUAGAUUCACUGGCACUGCAUUGUAACACAUAAAAGGUGCGGGAUUCAAGGUAACCGUUACUGUAAUAAUACGCAACAAAUUACAGAAAAUGUCAACAGACUAGAGAAGCGGAAAUGGGAAGGUUCUUGUAUUUUGACUGUAUACAGCGUCGUGUUUUUUUUCAGGUAGUUGCAUACCUAUACCAACGAAUGCUUGUUCACGUUAAUUUAUCAGUCUAUUACUAAGUAAAGGGUCUUACUCAUCAUCUAACUCAUCUCCUUUUUAUCUAACUUAAAGUUUGUAACACUCCUUGGUUAUGUGAAAUCUCUUUUAGAUAUGGAAUUAUUUGAUAUUACUGGCAAAGAAAAUAUGGCACAUCUCUUUGCCUCUAUUCAUUUGUCACUGAGAGAGCAUGAUCCGAGCGAGGAUACAAGCGGCUUUUACGGACAUAUCACCAAUACAGUAUUCGAGAAGUUCGUGGAGCGGUAAGGAAUACUUUCACAGAUUUUUCAAUAUUUGAACGAUUGGUCACCUUGGCUAUAAAGUCUCGCAGUGUUACUAAACCUAUUAAAACGAGUCUUGAUUUAAGCGACUUGAAUGCCAUGGUACUGAACUUAAUAUAUUGCAUGAAAUUUAAGCCAAAAAAUUUUAAGAGCUACGAUUUCCAGCAACAAAAGAUGGUCAUAUGGAGGCAACCUAAAUUCGACACCUCCCCCCCGCCAUAAUAUUUCGCGGCGAAGUGUCCGCCACUGUAUCUUCGCCGUGCAAUUUAUAAUAUCCUGAACCAGUAUAUUAUAGUGGGUAACACCCAAUUUAUAAUAUCCUGAACCAGUAUAUUAUAGGUAACACCCAGUCAUUUCCUAGCCAUCACCAGGUUUCAAAUAUUUGUGGGGAUGUCACACAAUCCCAGAAUGAAUCAUAUCAUUCUGCGCCAAUAUUUUUGUCCACAUGACUUUUUAUACUUCUUAGAUUUAAUAACUUAUUCACGAAACGAUACAUAUCCAUCCAUGAAGAAUAUGGACGUAUGGCUUCCGCUUUAGAAAAUAUAUCAAAGGCAGCAGAACUGGCUGGUCAGCGGCUGAAACAGCUCGAACAUGAAAAAGUUGUCUUAGAUCAGAAAAAGGAGGUACAUGCGAUGUUCAGAUUUAAUGCCACAUGGAAGCACUAUUGCUUGUUGUGUUUAAUGAAAACCUGGAAAAGUUACCAUUAUUUUUUUCAAAUUGCACGAGAUUUCAUCGUUGUGUCAUAAGACACAGAAUAUGAUUAUAAGAUAAAGACAAUCUUUUUAUCAAAUGUUUUUUUUAAGUAGAUAACGGUUUUAACCAGAAAACGGUUUCCUUCAUAAUAAUUAUUUUGUUUCAAUUUGAAAAAUUGCAAGGUUUUUUACCGAAUGAGUUUUUUAACACUGAAUUACAUUUUGUAUUUCAAUAAAAUUACGAUAAUUUCGGCCAACUUGAAUUAAAAACGAAAUCUAGAUGUUUACCAAAACGUUCAUUUAGUCAAAUGUAUAUCGGCUAUUUUAAAUCUACGCGCAUCUAAUAUUUCAAUAAUUUAGAAAUUAGCACUGCAGUCCGUCUUCAUUUAUACUUGAAUGUGCACAUUUCUACCUAUGCGCAGGAUUCCCCACUCACAUGUUCAUGUUGUUACUUUUCGAAAAUUGUACAAUGUGUGUACUUGCUGUCAAACGCCAUGUGUACUGCUGUGCAUUUUUCUUUGACUUUGUUCUCGCUUUUUUUUCUUCCUGCUGACAACAAUUGUUUUUAACUGUUUUAGAGUAAUCUUCAGCUUUUAUCUCAAAUUGGUCAGGUAUGUGAUCUUAUAUGUUAGAUAUAUUUGCAUUUUCCAAAAUAGAUUAAGCAGUGUGAAUUAUAGCUGUAUUCCACGCCAACUGAGAAAGCUGAAUUUCCUUCAAAAUGGUGGGAGAUAUUUUUGGCGAAACAGUAGUUUUCGUUAAUAAUUGAUCAGUUUUUUAUUUGAACCUCCUCAGGACAAGGCGAUUGCGGAAGAGCAGAUUAAGUUGAUUACGAAGCAACGUCAAAAGAUGUUUCAUUUGCAGAAGGUAAGUUGGCGUGCGAAGAUAUUUCAUUUUAUGGAAGUUCAUUCCUUGAGUUAGAUCGCAUGGGCAUUCUCUGACAAAAGGCCUUCGUUCGAAACGUCCGAAUGGUUUUCGAAAACUAGUACCCAGUAAUUUACACCGCCGGGCUCACCCGAAAACCGCUUUUAAAUAUUUUCGUUAGGACUCGGAUUCCAUUAGUUGAAUCACACAAAACGAAGAAACAGAAUUCACAAAUUUUAUAAUUUAGCCAGUUAUAUGAAAAGUGGUUGAAGUUUACUAUGAUUAGUGUGCCGUUUAGUGAACCAGUCAGAAUCAUUUAGUUUAUAUAGAGUUGUUCUAAUUUCAAUUAUAGACUACCUAAUGGUUUAAUAAUUUGAUGCAAUUGCCUCCUGAUAAGAUAGUUGGCCAAAUAUAAUUCUUUAUCUUUCUCGAUCUCUCUUUAUAGGCAUUGCCUAAGUUUAAAGAGGCUCAUGAACGUUCGGUUUUCAAAGCAGCUGCUGUUGUGUCAGACGUCAAGCGUAUGCUACGCCUGCUGAAUAUUAAGGCACUUGGAGAGCUUCGGGCGAUACAAAAACCUGACCCAGAAAUUGAAGAUAUUUUGGCAACUGUCAUUAUAAUACGUAAGCUUUGAGUUUAAAAAGUUUAAAUCUGCUAUUAUUGCAAUAUAUAAAGUAGUCUGUUUUACAAAACCUUAUUAUACAGUUUAUUUUCAUCUGACAAUUACCUUUUUACUUUACUUUACAAUCCACUUUGUUACGCUAUAUCACAUUAGAAUAGAUGAUACAUCACUUUCCUCCGCAGAGUCUAUGAAACUAUUUAUUAAUAAUGGUAUUAAACUCAGAUAUUGUAGUGGUAACGUAGGGAUAGUAGGGGACAUUCACGCGAUUUGACCAACAAAUACAAUACGUAAUUUGUAUGCCUAGUGGUAUUACGUAAUUUGACUAAACAUUCGUAAGGCUCUGCGAAGGUGAGUGCAUGCAUAUUUCAAAUUUCCAUCUUCUUUAUCAUCGUGAUACUGUAGCUAUAUUUUCUGUCAUAUUUUCGUAUUUUCUAUUCCAGUUAAAUCUCCAACAUCUGACCUAACUUGGAACAAAGGUGCAAAACGAAUAAUGGCGAAUUUGGACAGGUUAAUGCUUCAAUUAUGUUCAUUUGUUACCAACACUACAAGAUAAUAUUUUGGCAACACCGUUUUGUUUCGCGCGCGGACGUAUACGUUCGGACUGUUAUGGACAAGGCAAUUGUCUCCUUGCAUGACCACACGUUGGAAACCACGUAUUUCUUUGUUUAGAUUUUGUGGUGAUCUCGCUAUGUUUGACGACCUGGAUAUAACAGAAAGCACGUUACAAAUACUGGAUACAUAUUUGGGCAAGCCACACUUUGAUCAUGUAUAUAUGAAUAACAGAACUGAAAACCCAGCUCUGGUCAUGUUGGUUAAGUGGGUUUCUGGGGUCUCAAAGUAAGUAAGCAACUGUUGUUCAUGCAAUGGUAAUUUUUCGUUAUAUACCAUUCAUUCCAUACAUUUCAUUUUGUCAUACAUUUCAUUUUUUCAUUUUAUUUCCAUACAUUUCAUUUUGUCCGACCUUAUUCCUGUCGAGGUUUCCUCUGUUGCUUGCGGUUUGGUUUCCGACGUAUAAUAAAUUUUCUUUGGCCUGGUGAAACAGUUUUUAAUUAGGUUUUUGUGUGCAGGGCACCCAAUGACCGGCUGUUUAUCAAAAGUUCAAGUAAAGAAUGAUUCAAAUAAAUAGUUGUCGUACAGUACUUCUGAAGUAUAGCAAUUUAAGAUACCGACUGCGAACAAACGAUUAUGUUCUGACGACCUGUUGUAUAUAUCCGUCGUUGAAUACAUUGUGCAUAGUGUCCUAAAAAUGCGCCCCUCCCGCCCCAUUACUGUAUUUUGAGGUACUGUCACAUUAAUUAACGUCAUGAUAUUUUAAGUUGUUUUUCUGGAGUGAAAACCAUAUCAAAUUACUUAAAAUGGCACCACCAAUAUUCAUACUUUGUUUCAUCAAAACAUCAAAGUUAUUUUAAAAGUUAUUUUACCCAAUAUAAAAACCUACAACUUAUACAAAUCAAAGCUACAGCGGACCAUUAGAAAAAUGAUGGGGGAGGGGUUGGAUUUUGCGGAAGUUUAAAGGUAUUUUUUUAUGCUUUCCUCUUUUCUUUUGUUUUCCUUUGCGCGAAAUGUCCCCCCCCCCCCCUCCAUCACGUCUCUAAUGGUCCACCCGUUAUCAGACACGGACAUUCUUUGGGACAUCCAAUUAUGGUGCAGUUACAAUAAUUAUUAUUCACAUUCAAUUCUCUUAGGUAUCACCAAAUGAUGAUAUCCAAAGUUAAACCACUUCACAACAAGGUGGAAGACACAACAACAACCGUAAACGAAGCCUCUGGUAAACUGGCUAUUUUACAAAAUAAACUGGAAGAUCUGGAGGCACGGCUUAGUUCACUGGCAAAGGCGUAUGAGGACGCAUCCAUAGAUAAGUGUCGACAGUUCAAACUUACUCAGAAGUUGAACCUACAGCUAGAGCGUGCUAGCUAUUUUGAAAACGUAAGAAUGGUAUUAUCAGUUUAUAAACACACCCGAAUAAAUGUUCUAUCUUGAAACUCAAGAGGCAAUUUUUAUUACCAGUCUGUUUUAUCAUUUCUUUCAAGCUUAGCUCUAUGCUAAUCUUUUUACAAACGCAAAAAAUGUAAAAAAACAUCUCCCUCGUAUUGCAUGAAAAUCCAACAUUUAAAAAUGUUAACUUCGCCCUUUUCUAUUGUUAUAUUAUUAGUAAGUAUUGCAGGUUUUACAUUAUAUCAAAUCCCAAUCGUUAUUCAGGUCAGCCAGUAGUAGAGCUGUGCGCCGGAGUGCUGGAGCCGGAGCUCCGGCAUAUUUUGCCGGAGCCGAAGUUGGAAAACUCCGGCAAAAACUCCGGCAGACAAAAUUAUUAAAAAUUAUUUCAUAUUUCAAUAAACAUUUGGUAUUAAAUGGAAAAAUUAAGUUGGGCUAGUAUUCCAAAGGUCGUAGGUUCGAUUCCCACCGUGGUCAGGCAUAUUUUUCAAGCUUACCCGGUGUGGAUAUACACUCAGAGUAACAUCACAAGCAUCAAAAUUAAGUUGUUGUUUACUAAUAUAUUACUAUUUAUAUGUUGUUUUACUAUAUAUAUCACUAUGUUUACUAUUAAUAGUGUUGUAAAAAGGUGUUUAAAAGAGAUAAAUUCUGAAAUUACACUGAAAUACUUUCGCCUGCUUCCACUUUUAAAUAUGAAAUUUCAUUAAAAAUUUCUUGCCGUAGUUUUGACUGCCGGAGCCGGACCUAAAAUAACCGGAGUUUGCACAGCUCUAACCAGUAGUGAGUCAAGGAGGAGGACUGGUAUAGGUUAUUUACAACCGCUAAACUGCAUGUUUAUUACUAUUUGUAUAGGUACUAUCAAAAGCUCGUGAAAAGUGGACCCAGUUUCUUCAAACAAUCAGCAAUCGUGAAGCAGCUAUUGCCGGUGCUGUCUGCAUGGCCGCAGCUUUUGCUACGUACCUUGGCCCAUAUAAGCACUCUUUUAGACGUGAGAUGUUGACAGUUCAUUGGCCAGAAUGUUUACAAGAACGCGGUGUACCACUUUUGUUGGAGGAUGCACCACACACAGUGAUUGAUACAGAUUACAAAGAGGACAUCGCUGAACAAGACACUGAGGUCAGUUUCAAGCAGCUAUAUAGUAUUUGGCUGUAUAGGUAACAAUAGCUAAUGUGUACUUUAUAUAGACCCUUACAUAGGUGGAUGAUUUUGAUUGAUACAGAAAUGAGGCAUACGUCAGAAUUUACUGUAAUAAAAUUAUAUCAAUUUUCACUGUAUAAUUUGGGCCAUGAUUGAAAACUGACAUAAUAAGACUACAAGGUUUGAUCAACAACAUUUCUGUUCCUCUCAUGUUAUAUAUAUUAUAUUACUCUAGUUGUCUGAUAACGAAGAAAUGGAUCAAUCAAAACAUACGUUAAGUGUUGAAGAAGAAACUCAUUCUGAUGGUGAAGAAAAGGUGUUAAGUUAUGAAAGGGUGAAAUCUCCCGAAGAUGCGCACUCCCUUGAACUUGAAUCUUCAGAUCUUCAGAGUCAUGCAGAUGAAGAACAGCAAGCCGACCAAGACGAUGUUGCAAGUAUGACUGAAAAGACGAGACGUACAUCGAGCGGAAUUCUAUCAUUAAGUUCGCCCAAAUACGACGCCUACCUCCUUUCACUGAUAAAAAAUCUGGUCGGCGAUCAUCAAGUACGGCAGUGGUUAAAUUUGGGCAUGGGAAUGCGCGUGAUGGAGAAUGCAAGCAUCAGUAUGGCCUCGUGGCAGCGCCCACCGUUCUUAAUUGAUCCGCAUGGCAGAGGCCUGGAACUAAUUAGGCGAAUGGAAAAGCACGAAAAAGUUGUGGAGAUCGAUGUUGGUGAUGGGUAAGCAAUACUUAGUGAGAUCCAUAAAUUAUAACGAAGUAUCAUCAGGUACCUGAAUGAAAAGUGAAGCCAAAGACUGUGGACAUUUGAUGUUAGUCAACGUUACCGAAUACGUCCGCACGGGCGAGUAGGGGAAUGAAACUGACAUCCAACACCAGUUUUGGGUUAUUAUAGUACCAGAUCCUAUAAGGUAGUACUGACCCAAGAAUUCUCUGCCGCCAAAGAUGUUCACGCCUGAAAAACUGUGAAAGUGCCUAGCAUUACCGUUUUUCGUCCGAACAACCAAUUACAAUAUUUUAAUUUAGUUACCUAUUCGUAACAUAAACAACAGGUGAAUUUAACUAUCACUGUUAGUUGAUUUGACGAAAUUACAAUACAUGCACACAUGACCACGGAGGAUCAUAUUUUUGUAAAAUCCUGGAUUGGCAUAUAGAUAAUAGCUUUUAUAACUUGUUCGAUUUUCAUCGUUGUUUGCAUUCUAUUAAAUGUGGUGUUGCAUUUAAAUUAGUUGUCCGUUAAAUUUCUUUAAUGUCCAAACGGACUUCCUUUUAGUAUUAAAACCUUCAGUCAUUAAGUAAAGCUCUUUGGACCUUUGAUAUUAGACGACUUACUGACCAAGGUAUAGUUUUGUAAUCCGCGGUGCUAUGUGGUAAUGUGGUUACUGGAGCUAUUAAACCAACUUUGUUUUCUUUAUUUUGCUACCAUGUAGUAUAUCAGCAUCCUUAUUCAGUUUCAUCCAAAUUAGUUAAUUUUAUUUAUUUUAGUGAUGUAACAUCGUUAAUGCACAUUGAAAAGGCCAUUACAUCAGGAAGUGUCUUAGUUCUACAUAACGUGAAUGAACAUGUAGAUUCCAUUUUCCUACCGCUGAUAUAUCGCAUAAAUACUAACACGAAAGACGGUAUAUGUGAUGGUAAGUAUGUACUGAUUCUAGCAUGGGUAAUACAGAUUUGAUAUUUAUCAUGGGUUCAUGCUUCACAAUCAAUUUAUCUUAUUCGUAAAAGUAAGUACAAGAAUAGAGAUAGUAUAGUUUCAUGGAACAAGUAUUAUCAUCUUGUAACAAGAUUGAUGAGGCUAACAGUCCCGCACUAGUUGUUCCAAUAAGUCUGAUAUUGUCGGCACGUAACAUGUUGUUAACAAGUUGAUGAUAACAACAAGCUCGUAGCAACUUGUUUCGAACAGCCUGUAUUAGUCUUGUUCGAACAACUUGCAGCAAGUCUGUUACCGUCAUCAACCUUGUAAUAACCUGAUAACAACUUAUUCCAGACAACAACUGGGAACAAGCAGUGCGAACACAUCCUGACAUCGGCUUGACAACAACCUUUGUUACAACUUAAAUUGUUUGCAGAUCUGAAACAAUUUGCGCGUUUUUACCUAUAUCAAAGAAAGGAGUUUAAUCGUAUGUACAGCAGUUUCACUUUCCUUAAACAACGAGUAAAGAAUCUGAGAGUGAAUAAAAGUCUAAAAUCGUCAACCUUCGGAGCUCUUAAUAGCUCGUACACUCCAUAACAGUUAUAUAGGUUUCAAAGAAUGUAAAAAACUCGAAAUUCGAUCUACAAAAUUCUUUCACCAGUUCUUUCGAGUGAGAUGCCCGAAAUCCUGAUAUCUUUCUGCAGAGUUUAAUCUAGAUAGUAUAAGCGUUUAUUUAAAUUUAUAUACGUUUGAUUCAAUCUAAUGAAAGCCAUAGCUGGAAAGAGCAUCUUAAAAUGAGUCGGGGUCGUUGUUUAAACACGGGGCAUCUAAUGGAGCCAUAGCUGGAAAGAGCAUCUUAAAAUGAGUAAAAGUGCAACGUUGGGUUGCGAGGAAAAUAUAGCCCUGUGAAGUUAGCAAAUUUUGUAUAUAUUUGCAUUACGCGCGGGAAAAUAACCAUUUUUGAGCCGAAAGUGGUUAUUUUUACCAAUCUUUGCAGUUUUUUACUCAUUCUAAGACGCUUUUUCUAGCUGUAGUGUUGGAUUUCGCCCUUAUUGCCUUGAUAAAAAUUUAGUCUAUAGCCGCUGGAAUCACCCAUUAUAUCGCUCAUAGCAUUCAUGGGGAAUGUAGGCGAGAAGUAAAAUUAUAAUAAUGACUAUAAUAAUAUUAUAGACGAGUCAAUAAUUAGUUGUAAUAAUUAAUUGUGUGUUUAAUAAUUAAAUGUGUGUUUUCUUUUUCCAGGUUAGGAUUAGGGUUACAGUUGGUACAUAUUUGUGUCCUAUCAUAGAAAACCACUAUCUUUUUAGGGGCCAUUCACAAAGGAUGUCCGACCAAAUGAUGAAUUUUCAGACCCCUCCCCCCUUGUCCGGCAUUGUCUGAAUUAGUGGACCCCCCUCCCCCCGGACAUCCGCCAUGCCUCGCAAAAACUCACGCAACCUUGUAUAUGUCAAGAGUAAAAAACUUUUUUUUUACUUUAGAACUUUUUUAUAACUAUAAAUGUGAAUACAAAAACAUAUAAAUUAUUAUAAAUUAAUACAAAAUUUAGUAUUAACCGCAUAGUCCUUAUAUAUAAAAGAAUCACAGGUAAGAUUACAUUUAUAAUUUUUUUUAAAUUUCGGACAUCCAGAUUGCUAAAAAAAACCCUCCCCCCUAUUUCCGAGUUUGUCCUGAUUUUCCAAACCCCUCUCCCCCCUCGGCUCGGACAUCCUUUGUGAAUGGCCCCUUACUGAUUCUAGAGCUUGGAGCAUUGCUUUGAUAUAAAAUAUAAUAAUUACUUUCCCUAACAUGAAUAUUGACACGAAAUUUAAUUUUUAAAAAAUUGCUUCGACUCCUACAUUUCUCUAUCUAGAUCUCCAGUCAGUUAACUGCGGUGGACGCCGACUCAGUUGUCAUCCAAGUUUUAAACUCUACCUGCUGACUAGUUCCCAUACCAUCUCAUUCACGCCAGAAAUAGGGUCAAUCACAACACUGGUUAACUUCACCCUGGAGAACGAGAGUUUUGCCGAAGAGAUAUUGUCUUUGUCGUUGUCACGUGUUCAACCUGAGAUAUCACAGGAGAGUAAGAAGACGAUGAAUGCUCUGAUGGAAAAUCUUGUCAUCUUAGGAGACUUGGAUAGUAAGAUCAUAACAAGGUUAAGUCAUCGUCAAGGGACAAAUGUCUGGGAUGAUACUGAACUUAUUGCCGAUAUGGUCCAGUGUAGGGCUCAGGUAUGUUAUUUUUCUAAACCGUAAUGCUUGUGAAGUCCUAUAGGAUCGAGUUCUAAUGAAUUUUUCAUAGUUCAGACUUCAGUGCUACCACAGUAUCUGCAUCGUCAGUCUCUAACAACGGUUUUAGCUGAAAUCUUGUUCUCCUAUUCGAAAGCGAAGGGUUGAGUGUUGGGGACACUUUGUACAAAGGCCGGGGAAGAGGUUAUAUCCACCGACCUUUGAGUUUUUGGAUCUAGCUUUCGUAGAUGUAGUGUUUGUAGAUGUAGCGUUUUUGAAUGUAGCGUUUGUAGAUGUAGCGCUUUUGGAUAUAUUGUGAGCAUCGAAUCCCUACUCUAACGAUCUUCAUUGUCCGGUGGAUAACGUACUUCAAGUUCAUCUUAUCAUUAUACGCGCACACCCGAUAAUCUUUAUAUACAUGAAACUACGGUUAGAGCUCAACAACUGGACUCUGUAGCUCAGUUGGUUAGAGCGCUGCACCGGAAUUGCAGGGCCGCAGGUUCGAUUCCUGCCCGUAUAUAGUAUAUACUCACUUGGGUUAUGCCCCAAACCCAGCAUUCGAUAACGUACUUAAUCUAUCCGUACUAACAUGCGCCUGCUCUCUUUCCAGUCCCACAACAGGAUCAGAUUUUCGCCAAAUAUGUUAGGGAAAUAUUUUAUAAUCUCGCGUUUUUGACCUAAUUAUAUUCUUUCUAUGUUACUGUAUUUCUUUAGAUAACAAAGCGUCUUGAGAACGCGGUGCGGCACCUUGAUAAGGUUGGCCGACUGAAGCAGAAAUACGCACCAUUCUCGCAACUCGUCACUGUCUUAUUCAAUGCAAUAAAUUCAUUAUCAGCCCUCCAACAUGAGUACCGUUUUUCCAUCGACUACUUCUUAAAGCUGUUUGAUAUAGCUCUGUGUAAAGUGAUUCCAACUACUGAGGUUAUUACAGAUACAGACGAGUCUGUGGACGAGAAAGAGAAUGAUACUUUGUCAAGGAACAUUAUGAUUCAAGUUGUAGAUGAAGAAGGAAAUGCUACUCAGCACAAAUGGAUCGAUGGUGAGCCUUAUCAAUUAUUACUUUAUAUAGAAGGUCAAAUCCAAACGUGGCCCUUUUGUGUUGUUAUUUGACAGCGGGUGCAUUUGCAACUGCGCAAUUUCUAUUUUUCAUCCAGUAUCGUUCUUUUGUAACAUAUGUACGAUACAAUAAAGUUUUCUUAUUUAGUAAUAACACAAAGUAAUCAAUUUGUUCUAUAAUUUUUUACUCGUUUAACCAGAAUCUUUCUUUGGACUUCGUAGAAUACUUUGGACUUCGUAGACUACCUACUCUGAAUUUUUCAUUACUAUUUUCCCAAAUGAAGGUGUUUCAGUAUAUAUUAUGGCAGUUUUUUACAGUGAUAACAAUAAUGGAUCACGUAAUAUUAGUUACUGUACCCUAUCUUCUGCACUGUCUGGUCUGUAUGAGGCAUUCGCGGUUACUGAUGUCAAUAGAGUUCAAUAACCAUCUGUUAAAGGACAUUGGCAGUGAAAAUUUAGUUUGUAUCAUCGGAGGGCGCUUUAAAAUUAAUUAUAAUGUCUUGAUGUCUUGCUUGAUUCUUGAAAUAUUUGGAUUGAAAACAAUGAGCAGCUUGUCAUCUUGGAUUAUUCGAAAUAUGCAUAUGUUACGUCAAAUUGGGGUCACGCAUAUUUUUUAUCUUGACAGCCAAUGUCCAAUAUGAGCCCAAAACUCGUUUUUGGUUGCUAUUUCGGAAUUGGUUAGGAGCAUUUUGAACAACUUCUGAUUUUACUCGAUCAAGGUUAACACCACCCUUGAUGUGAUCAAAAUCAUAUGUAGUUAAUAAGGUGAAGAGUUAAUCGAAGAUGGUUAAAAUAUUGUGGUUUCAGUUAAAAUAUUCCAACUGCAACAAGAUUUAAUACGUAAUUUUGAACGUUCUUGUUUUUUAACUUUUACAUUUCCUGUCAGUUAAUUGUAUGAUUUAUGAAAUAAGUUUGUUGGAUUUGUAGGUGAUAAAGACAGCGAAAAUAUUCAAGGUCGGAAUGCUUCAGUAAUUUUACCUCCCGAAGUGGAACUUCCCACACCAAACAUUGCAUACGAAGAAAUUUCAGAUGACGUCAUCGGUCAACUGAUUGAUGAACUUACAAAGGGUGUUUUUGAAAGCCUAUUCAGGUAAUGAAAUUAUCUUUUUAUACUCUAACAAUCAUUCGUUCGCUUAAAUUUUUAAGUUGUUACAUUCUCUUGUUUAAUAAUCUUGGCCCAUCGUAUUUUUAUUGAAUUAAUCAUUGUUUUCACAUCCUACACGAUGGAAAAAUAUUCAGAUACCGCUCGCACUAUUCAAGUUUUAAGAAACAUUGCAUUCCUUCACCACUUAAUUAUCUUUACGGUAUUUUGUGAUUGUAGAUUGUAAUUUGUGGUAGGUUGGUGUAAAUUCUAAAUUGUUCAAUGUGUUUUUAGGAGUAUAUACAGCCAUCAUCGUCUCACAUUUGGUGCACUGUUAUCUUCUGUGAUCCAUCAACAUACUACACAUGACGAUGAUUUUGACAAACGCAUAGAAUACCUAAUUACUGGUGGUAAGUGGCGGUUCGAUGUGUUUCUGUGUGCUCUAGGAUGUCGAGAGUCCUUGGAGUUCCGGAAACAAAUCUUGACUCCGUCCUUGAAUGUCCUUAAAACCCUGGGCUUUCCUUCCAGCGAUCGAGAUAACAUCAUGUUUUAUCUGAAUAAGUAUAUUAUUUGUCAUCUCAAGGGCAUGAAAAUUAUGUGUCACGCGCGUGCUUUCCAUUUUAUUAGCGUUUAACAAUUCGAAUGGCACGUAUAAUUGAAACUACAGUACAGUGUAAUAAAAAUAAAUUACCCAUAAAUCGCGUUUGUUACUUCUUCAUUUUUAGGGUUAGUCGGAACUGAUCAUCUCACUCUAGCAGACUUUGAUCCGACUCUUCUCACCCCGUCUUGGGUACCACCUGACCGCUGGCAGAGCUUACUCAGUUUGUCCACUUUACCUGGUCCGUUAGAAGGAUUGUGCACAAAGGUUUCCAGCGACCCAAAAUGGCAAGAGUGGUACUAUCACGAACGUCCGGAAAGCUUACCUCUUCCUGGUAUUGAUCAGGAGGAAGAAGAUCAUCAGGAGAACGAAGUUGGUGAAGACGAACAAACACAGAAUACGAUGACCGAUUUUCAUGGUUUAUUAAUUUUGCGUUGUCUACGCCCUGACAGAAUUACUUCAGCAAUGAGGGAAUACGUUGGGGAAAUUUUGGAUAAUCUACAGGCGCAAAUUUAUCUUUCACUCCCUGAGAUAUUGAAACAAAUCGAGCACUCUAUUCCUAUUUUGAUUCUCCUGCCUGAUAAUUCCUUCCGCGAGAUGUCAACGGAUUCACCGGCGAAAGCUAUACUUCAGCUUGCAGAGGUACAGUAGACGCUAUCGUUAAUAUUGGUUUAUCAUCAUUACUUUGGUUACGGUGCCCCGCGCACGUUUGAAUCGAAGGGACUUAUUGAUUAUUAUACAUUACACUUAUAAUUUAACUGCUAUAAUUGUGAAUGGGAAAACGAGAAAUCAUUACAUGUAAGCUAACAACUAUGAGCUUCCAGUGCACGAAUUGACAAUAAAUGGAAUGUGAAAGAGGAGCGUGACUUUCUUCCUCUAACAAUGGGAAGGGGGCCGGGCUUAUUAGAGAAGGGAUGGAUUAUUUGUUAUUAAUUGAGAUUGAGGCGUGAUAAAGAAUUAACGCUAUCUCAAAACCAUUGGACGUAACCCUGAAUAGCAAUGUAGAUUAUGUGGCAUGUGCAACUGGUAUGGAUGUAUUUCAAUGACCCUUUUUAUUUGCACUCACGGCACUCCGGGGUACGGAACAAACAGACUAGCUUAUCCAAGUACUAUACUGUACGCUCGAUUAAACGCAACCUUUUUCUAUAUUUUAGAAAGAAAAUAUACCUUGUCAGCGACUGAUCGUUGCUAGUGGUCAUGAAAAUACAAGUGACAUCGCACUUGCAACAGCCGUUCGUUCUGACAGCUGGGUUAUCAUUGAAAAUAUCCAUUUUGCAAGUUCUGCUUGGCUAAGGCAGCUCUAUAUCCGUUUGGAAAGGUUACGCUCUCAAGCAGGUAUACGACGUUAUUUGAGUACACCAGCAACGUUUUGUCAUGAGUGAAGCAUAGAAAACGAUUUACUUUUCCGUGUUAUCGUAAACGUGGAAUCUAAAAAGUUUGACAGCUUUGAAAUUGACACUAACUAAAUGCUUGUCGCCGUAUUAAAGAUGCAUGAAUAUAUAAUUAACCAUAUUUUAUCGUUGAAACAUAUAAAAGUUGGAACUACUAGUCUUUUAAAAUGCUACUGUAUCUCCUUUUCGGGCAAAUCAGACUGCAGCUUAUAGGAGAUGGUCAUUGUCACGUGAAAUUUAGUAAUAAAGUUUUACACUGUGCGACGGGAUAGAUUUUAUCUUAUGAUCAUUUAGUCUCCUAAACCCAGGGUUCCCAACAGAGUUGCAAAAAGUGUUCAACAAUAUUCAAGUCUUCAAAUCUUCCUCAAAAUAAUGUGAAUUAUGGCUUUUUCAAACCAAACUUGUGCUGUGCGCCGGAGCCGGAGUUUUGGCCUAUUGUGCCGGUUUGUUCAACUCCGGCAGCACUUACACUACAAACUACUGUCGGACAUCGGCGAAAAAGCAUGAUAUGCAGCAUGACAUUUAAAAAAAAAAGCAUGAUUUUCAAAAAGCAUGAAAAAAGCAUGAUUUGCAGCAAGAUAUUUCGAACUUGAACAAUUGGAGUCAUAACUACUGUAACAUGAAAUUUAACGCCUCCAAGUGUAUUAACAAUAACUCGAAAGAAAUCAUCUGUAAUUACUGACUAUCACCAAGAACAAGAUCUGGGAAUUAUUGUCAAAAGCAACUUAUCCUGGGAUUCUCACAUUUUCUCAAUCGUCAGUAAAACCAACAAGAUGCUUGGUAUCUUAAAGAGAACUUGUCCCCUGAUUAGAGACACUAAAGUUAGGCGAACACUAUAUCCGACUUUGGUAAAACCAAAGUUGUGCUACGCAACGGAGGUGUGGUCCCCAGCUAAUGUGAAGCUACAAGUUGCAUUAGAAAGAGUUCAAAGGCGCGCUAAAGUAAAGUUGGAGAAAUGUCUUAUGAAGAUAGACUGAAAACUCUCAAUUUAUUGCCACUAACUUACGAUCGAGAAAUCAGAGAUCUUGUUCUGGUCUAUAAAUGUAUUUUCGGCCACACUGAUUUGAACAUUGAACAUUUUGUGUUAUUUAUACAUCAUAAUCGAACUCGUACUCAGAAUCCAUCUCUAAUGUUAAAAUCUCCUUACUGUAGAACAUCCACUUUCCAAGGAUCGUUCUUUGACCGAUUAGUUAAAACUUGGAAUAAUGUUGGAAAAAUAGCCUCUCCUGAAAAGUUCCCAGUUUAACAAUUUUUAAAAGCUUUCUGCAUGUGACGUACACCGCGUUGGUCAACAGUACUUUUAAUGUUGAUAUGGCAUGCACUUGGUCGCUCACAAGAGACUGCCCCUGCCACCGUUCUUAAUAUGCAUGUUAUGUAAUAUAUAUUUGUAUAGUAAAUUAGGUUGGGUUUUUUUUUCCUCUUUUUUUUUGGAGGGGGUGCGCCUAGCAUGGGUCUCGUUGUCCCGUUUGCGCUAUCCCCUUUGGACUUAAACUUGUAAAUGUUUCUACUAUAUUUGUCCAAUAAAGCUGAUAAAUUAAAUUAAAAUUAAAUUAAUUAAAAACCUGAAUCCAUCGACGAAAAAAUGAACACUCGCAUUGAUACUGCGUAGGCUUGCCACAAACAUAGUACGAAAUGUUCAUACGAAGUGUUAAAAUAAAGAAACAAAGAUAGUGCUUACACUUUGAAAAGUGAAAUUUCCAUUAAAUUUCGAAUUUUCACGAAUUUACCGGAGGUGGAAAUUUUCUGACGGAGCCGGAGGUGAAAAAUCCGGAGUUUGCACAGCACUAACCGAAACCACAAUAGGUCUUUCAAUCCCAACGACACCGAACUCGAAAUAUAUUUGGAAAUUAAAGGAGAACAAACAAGCAAUUUUUACUUAACAAAAAUAGUUUCGACAUGUCAUCAUAAAAAUAAAUUUCUAGUAAACAAUGAUAACAAUGAAAGGAAUGCAUGUAUUGUUUGACGCCCAUGUUUCCGACCGUAAACAUUUAAGCAGCCCACUUUUCGAAAUUUGUCAGCCACCUGAGUGAUGAUUCCUCUUGGAUGAAACAGGCUGUUGUGGCGCAACUUGUUGAGGUAAAACAACUAUGUAUAUAAGCCUCCUACUCCAAACCCUGGGAACCCUGUAAACCAAUGUGAUGGCUGCAGGCGUAAUGAAUCCCCUUGGUUUUAACAGUGUUUGGAUUUUGUUAUUUUUUUCUAGAAACUGCAUCAUCCCCUGGUCAAUGGCGUGUUUUCCUAACAACAAAACCAAGUCUGUUACUACCAGAAUCACUUCUCUACCUUGCCCAUCCUCUCGCCUGGGACUUCGUACAAAUGGAGACCAGUCAAGUUGACAUAGAUGUGCGUUCAUUUGAUGAUCGCCUGAAUGUUGAUCUGCUUUCGACUAUAAUAACAUCGCUAAAGGUGAGUAAGGUUUGAUGCUGUAUGCGGCAAUGAUAUAAUUAUGAGUUUCCCCUUGCCGCAUUUUAUCGUUGAGUUAUGUUGUUUGUUGUCACAGUAUUUUUUGUCACAGUUUUGUACAGCAUUGUAGGCUAUGGUAUGAUAUUGAUUUAGUCAACAUCAAGAUUGCCCAAAAUCUUUGUGGUUAAUGCUCGGCAACUUGACUCUGUAGCUCAUGCGCUGCACUGGACUCUGCAGCUCAACGCGCUGCACUGGAAUUGGAUAUCUGCCGAAAGGCCUAACGUUGCACUUAUCGCAGCUGCUCCCGGAUAUAUAGGUCUAUAAUUGUACAUAAAUUUUCGAAAAAUUCCAUAUACAAAUAACUAUCUACAUUAUGUAGAUGGUUAUUUGUAGAUGGAAUUUUUUAAUAUAUAAAUGAUUGAUUUGGUACAAUAUAUAGCUAUUACGCCAUAUUUGCAUAAAAUAUUAUGAGAUAUGCAUAAUUGUGGUCUGCUUGUGGGUAUAUGAUGUGGUUUAUUAUUUAAUUAAAAUAAUUCAUGAUUUCUGAUUUGCUAACAGCCAACUGUGAAAUCGUCAUAUCAUAUAAUAAUUGUAUUGACCAAAUAUGGAGUUUUGACAUAAUAUUCAACGGAGUGACAUCGUAAUGUUGAUAUGAAAAAUAAUAUUAAACGGUAUGACGUCACGCUAAUGACGACUGACGAACUAGUGAGGAAUGGCUUCAUACAAUCAGCAGCUGUUUCAUCUAAUAAAACAAUUAUUGAAUUUCAUUUUUGAAAAACAUUUUUGAAUUUGGUUGAAAAUGCUCAACCUCAUUCAAUAAUUGUUAAAAAUGAUUUAUGGUAUAUUUUAUGCUAUAAUGUAUAAUGGUCUAAUGUUAUGUAUCCAAUUUAACAAUUUAGUGGAGUGGAAUGAAUUAGUAUUGUAUUGCCGCAUGUAUUGGAUUUAUGGAAUGAUAUGGUGUGAUGUUACGUACCAGUGCUUGUUUCUGUCUAAUAUGUUUUGUUAAAAACUAAGUAUCUUCAUUGUUUAGAGAAUAUCCUUGAUAACGUGGGAAGAGGUGAAGCGUGGAUCUUUGUUCGUUCGUACAACAAUAUUUCGUUUGUGCAUCUUACAUGGUAUAUUAUGCGCCAGACAGGAGUUUGGUACCCGUGCCAUGGCAAAGGAAUACCCAUUUGGUUUAUAUGAUUUAGAACAUGCCAUCAAUCUUUGCAUACAGCUGUGUGUUGAUAAGGAAAUAAAUGAUUCAAAAACUAUUACGAAGCUCUGUUUUUCCAUUAUUGACGUAAGUAUCAGUUCCAGCUGUAAAGUGUUGAUGAAAAGAGAUGAACCAAUAGAUUUGCAACCCUCGUUAUUUUUUUAUUGACAACUUUAUAUUUCAAUCUUCCAAUAAUUCACUCUUAUAAAAUUUUCACAUGCAUUAUGAUUUCAUAUUUGAAAUCUGUGUGGAAUUAAUUUUCACAAUGUUAACCUUACGAAAUUUUACAUAUGAAAUGUGCUGCAUUUUAUAUGUGAAAAUGUUCCAAUAUCGUAACAUAAUUUCAGAUGUGAAAUUAGGGACUGGUCAUAAAGUAACUGCUAGGGCGGGCUGGAGGUAAAUCACAAAUUUUGCCAAUAAGUUCGAUGACCCAUCUUAGGAUGUAGAUAAAAAUUUCAAAGCCCUAAUCUUUAAUCUAAUCUUUUAUAAUAAAAAAACUUAUAUAAUAAAAUACACUUUUAUAAUAAAAAAACUUGCAGGUAUGAACACUCAUGUAUUUACACGGCACUGUAUUGACAUACAUAAUUCCACCUUAAUUGAUACUGAGCUGCUCUCCAGUUUGCUGUGAUUCGACCACUUCUUUUUGUUGUAUAAAUAAAGUACUGGCUUCAAUAGCAUAAUUUGCAUUUGAUAAUUUGGAUAGUUUUGUUUAGUUUUAUUAUUAAUAUCUUUAUUUUUGAAGUAGACAUGGGUUUUUGUUUGGUGGCCCAACCAUGGACAUACAAAAAAAAUUGGCGGCCCAUCGAAACUGCCCAAAGAUUUUCCAUGGCUCAUCCCAAAUCACUCCAUGCAGCCCACCCUAGAAAUUACUUUAUGACCAGUCCCUUAUAUGCAUGAUUGUGAAAUGCAAUAUUGUUAUAAAAAUUAUUUAAGUAAACUAUCCUGUUAUUGAACUUUUAGAUCGUUUAUGGAGGGAAAAUGUCUGAGCAACAGGAUCAUGAGUACCGGGAGCGCUUAAUGAGUCGAAUAUUUGAGACAGAACAGGAGUCGUCAGUGACAAUUGGGGAAAUAACAUUUCCACUUCCGCCAAUGAACGUGGAGCCAAGUGAAUAUGGACAGUGGUUGAAGGAAAAACUACAGGUCGAUGGCCAAGGAGAAUUAGCUUUGACCGCGGUACAGCCCGAUGGUAGCGUAAAAAUGGAGAGUGAUGAGUAUUGGUAAGUGGUCACAGAUCAUUAUAAUGAGGUAUAAUAUAUAUAUAUAUAUAUAUAUAUAGCGAGUAUUCUUUCGAGCCUUUUCUUUGUUUUGCUUCCAACAGCAAUACAUUCAGUUCCUCUUCCAACAGGAGAUUCGUCUAUGACGGCCAUCUUGAAAUAUGAGAUGUGCAUUAUUUUCACGUGCAAACAUAAUAACAUGCAGUCUUAAUGGAAAAGAUCACUCUUAAACAGACGUGAAAGUUGUACAUUAAUAAUAUAUAUGAAAAUAAUUAAAGAGGUAUAUAUGUAUAUGCAACAAAUUGUAUGAACAAUUAUAGAAAUUUUAAAACAUUGGCAAUUUUGAGAGGUCCGAUGUGCCUAUUUUUACGGAAAACGCACGACUUAGAAGAAUGUCCCACUUAAAUGCUCAAAAAGUUCGUUUAAUUUAAAUGAGUAAAUAUGAUAAUCUAUAAACAUUGUUUUCUUCCUUCACUUAGUGGUCUUUCAAUCGUCAAUAAUUUGGGUAUCCUAAAGUCUGGUUCUCGUGGUCCAGUUAUUCAUGACCUGAUCAACAUGACUGCUUUACGUCGUAAUUUAGAUAUGUGCUUAGAACGAUUGCCCACCCUCCUCAAUCUUGAUGCUAAAAAAUCUGCUCCUGCAACAAUUCUAUUACCAUCAGUUUUAUCUCAGUUACGUGCAUUGUCUAUAGCCUCGGAAACGAACAGCGUAGUGUCAAGUCGGGACGAAAACUUUCCAGAAACAAUGAAUUAUGCAUUACAACAGGCAAGUCAUUUAAAUUUAAAAAAUUAUUUUGUGGGAAAUUAAAAAAAGCAAUUUCAUUGCGCUGAACACAGACGCACGCGCUCCGAAAAGCAAUUUUUGAAUGUCAAUUUUCCAAGUGCACCCUCUGCCUUUUGUAAUGAAAUCACAACUUUCUGGAUGCAAUGCGGUGCAGACUAUAUAUAAUAGGUGCAUCAAAGUCUGCACCUGCAUUGCACCCAGAAUGUUGUGAUUACAAAAGUUGUGGUUCCAGCAUCGCUGCAUGAAAGCAGCGGUGAUUUGCAUAAUUAUGUGAUAACGUAUUUUUGAAUGUCAGUUUUCCACAAAUCACUUAGGGUCUAUAUUCUCUACUUCAAUGAGUAAAAUUUUCAAAUAUUGUGUAAAUAUGUAUAAUUUUUUUAAGGAGUGUGAAUGGUUUAAUGCAAUUCUUUUCCGUAUUCGCCAAUCCUUAUACAACUUGGAAGAGUGUGUUUUACGCGGAUCGCAUGCUUUGCCUUCAUCGAUGAAUGAUGUUGUUAUUCCAUUGCAAUAUGGCUUGGUACCAUGCGAUUGGCUUCAUGUGAACUGGCAACCUCCAUCACACUCACUUGAUUCUUGGUUAGAAGGUAAGAAUACCCAACUCCAUCCCGCCGAAGUCUGAAAUAGGAGCAAUAGAGUAUUUUUUAUCGUCUCUGCACAGUUUAAUGACAAGUAAUCAUGUUUCAUUGUGGGCAUUAAACCGCAAACGCGUAGCACAAGUCUAUUAAAUUUUGCAGAACAUCUCUUAGGUACUCUCUAUGAGUGUAACGUGCAGGGUUUUUAUAGUAACAAUAUAAGCAAUAUUCUUUAUGAUUCAAAUAAAGAGUACCAAUGAAAAGUGUUGGGUAUAAGUCACGCUGAAAAACAAUCGAAUAUAGGACCGGUAUAUGGAGAACGAUGGUAUUAUAUAGAUCAUUAAUUUUAAAUUGUACUUAAGCGGUAUAUAUAAGCAUGUUAUUAUCGCCCAAACCAAACAACCAAACGAUUUUAACCCAACCUAUGAACCUGGUUGAAUUUUUUUCUAGAAUUUCAAAAAUGUCAUACACAACUAGAGACCUGGAUUGGCAAACGCUAUGUACCAAAUCCAGACCAGGAAUUGUCGUUUAGACGUGGUACGCUGAACCAGAUCUGGCUUGGAGGGCUCGUUGACCCAGCAGCCCUAGUUGCCUCGUUGAAACAUGAAAAAGCAGCUAGCUGUGAAUGCUCAAUUGAAGAUGU
Molecule: messenger RNA, 28568 nt
Organism: Paramuricea clavata
Lineage: Eukaryota; Metazoa; Cnidaria; Anthozoa; Malacalcyonacea; Plexauridae
Source: the annotation of a GenBank genome assembly